This is a messenger RNA of Branchiostoma floridae (Florida lancelet), 3195 nucleotides long. RefSeq lists its product as uncharacterized. Gene Ontology annotation, molecular function: ATP binding. The coding region runs from base 661 to 3195 and encodes 844 amino acids. Lineage: Eukaryota; Metazoa; Chordata; Leptocardii; Amphioxiformes; Branchiostomatidae. The transcript has 9 exons. The record is from RefSeq and is a predicted model, not a curated record.
GUCUUAAUUAAUUGGUGAUAAUUUGUAGAAGUCAAAUCCUGACUCCCCCUCUGUAGGUGUCUGGUAGGACACUGAUUGAUUAAUCAAAGUUGUGUGAUUUAAGAGGGUGCAAAACAACCAGUUUGUACAAUGUAAUUCAAGUCAAACCAUACAUUUUGUAGUAUAGACUUUGCAAAGAGGAGAAUCCAAACAAAGUACAGAGUGUUUUGAAAGCACCAUUAGAAAGAGACUGUAUGUCAAAAAUGUGUCCUACAGGUGAGUUUGCCAGAUGAGAAGGAGGAUGACAACACCACCACCUCUCAGCCUCAACAGUGUGAGUUGUGGGUGAGCCUGGCAUCCAAUGAGAAAGAAGCCACGUCAUGCACCAUCACCACACAGCCCCAACAGUGUGAGUUGUCAGUGAGCCUGUCUAGUGAGAAAGAACCCACUUCAUGUACCAUCACCACACAACCCCAACAGCAAACUGGCAAGCAGCAAGUCUCCGACUUUGUCGACGAAGACCAGCAGGGAUGGAGCAAGGCUGAUCUCGAGGCAAACUGUGAGAAGAGCGAUGUAGAAGGAGAAGAAGAAAAUUGCCCUCCUCUUACAAACUGGUCCAGCGACCCUUGGGCAGUUGCCAAGGUGCUGCUCACUCAGUACCCAGAAGUCAUUCUGCAUCUUAUGAGUGACGGAGCUCUCGAGAAAGAUUCUGCAAACUCCUCAGAGAGUCAAGACAAGGAGAAGACAGAAGACUUGAAGGAACCCGACCCUGACAAGGAUGUCGAGGAAGAGUCAGAGAAGAUUGACACCUUUGCAGACGAGAAUUCUGCCUCCAGUUGCCAUGACAACAGCACGGAAGAUGUGGAGGAGAAUGAAGCUGUCUUUGAAAAGGACACAGAGGAGGCUCUGGAGAAGACCAUGAAGGGAACCAUGGGGACCAAGGCACAUGGUAAGAAGCAACAGAAGCUGAAAAAGAGGACACCCACCAAGACUGAGCAUGACAAGAAGAAGCCAGCACAUGCUGGGAGAAGGGCUUUCAAAGGGGACAAGAAGCAGGUACUCAAACAGAAGACAAGGAAGCAUUCUCCAAGAUCACAGUGUGCUGUUGUGAAAAGGCGGCAGUUCCACAGGAAACCUUCGAGGUACAAGAACAGCCACGGCAGGAGGCGAGGCAGGAGGGGAGGGGGGCGGCAGGCAGCCAGGAGAGCACCCGGGGACAAGAACAGCCAACAGUCCAACUCUGGCUCACAGACACAGACCACAUCGAGCGCUGGCUCCCCAAGUGCCCCCCUCCCCCUUCAUCGCACCACCAGCCAGUCCUCAGCCAGUGGUGAUGAUGGUGAUGGGGACCCCCCUAGGAGACCCCCCUCCUCCACCCUACAGAGGACCCCCCUUGAUGGACAGGUGGUCAUGAAGAGGGAGGAGACAGCAGAAGAGGAGGAACCACCAGAGGACAUAGUCACCACAUUGACUGCCCUGCUGAGCGACGGUGUCGUGUUUCCAGAGCAGGAUCAAGUGCAGCAGUUCAUCCAGGCGCUUAUGACCUCGUAUCUCCAUCGCCAGCACCGCGGUGCCGCCAACUGGGCUUCCUGCAACUGCUCGUCGUGUAAGGUGGUCCACGGAGCCGUCAAACACGUCACGGCGUGUUCCAAACCCGCCGGGCAGUGCGAGAUCUGUACUGCGGUGUUCUACUGCGCUGUAUCCCACUCCCGGGCUUGUAACACCCACCGCCUGUGCCCCAUUGCCUUCUGUCGGGAUGUGAAGAUUAAGCUUCACGAGGUCGACCCGGGGCCGGUGGGAGGAAUCGCUGAGAAGCUGUGGGGCUUCUUAAAGAUCACGGUCAAACGGGCCGCACCAAGGUCUCACCAUCAGCCUGAUCUGCAGUAUGGAGCUAGUGGCCCAGCCAGCCUUCCUGUCUUCCCAGGGUAUCAGCUGCGACAGGAGUACAUGUCUCUGCCCUACGGCCCGGGCACCCAGCCGCCGCCGUCACUGCCUCCAUCCGCCAUGCUUGGCGCUCGCCCGAAGACUCUCGACAUCAAACCAGCAGGUCCUCCUCUUGUAGGACAGCAAGUGAACACCUUCGGGCAAGCUGGGCAGUCUGUCAUGCUUGGUGCCCGACCAAAAAUGACCCAGCAACCACUGCCACCGUCAUCUGAGCAAGCUGACCCGAAGAAAAAAGAAAGGAAGCUACCUGCCUGCCUUAGGCCUAGAGGAGGCAAGAAGGAGCCUGAAAACUCCCCAGCAGCACCUGUUGCACCCCCUCGCAGACGUCGGAAGAAAUCCAGCAUCGACCCUCAAGAACAAACGCCACAACUUCCUCAAGGACAACAACCACCUCAUUCUCCACCACCACAAGAAGAUGCUGCACAGAAUCCACCAGAGGAGCUUCACUUCAAUGUAGGGGCUUUGGAAGGCUUCUGUCAUGAUGACUUCCGGCUGGAAAAUCCGAUAGGCCGCCGCGACGUCAAGCUUCGACACAUCGAGUCUGGCGGAGAAACAGACGCAGACGACGUCACCCAAAACAACCGUGCUGCGGUGCAUGCCUACUUCCAGGACAGGUACGGAGAGAUGACUUUCAACGACAACGAGCUGCCGUGUCUGCAGAAGGCCACGGGUGGUGAGGAAAGACGAGAAGACCUUGUCGCGACGCGCGGCGACUAUCUCCAGCAGCGGAGUGUGCAGAGCCUCGUCAGCUCUUCCAUCCAGGUAACAUCAUCAGUGAGGGGGCUGCUUCCAUCCUACAACAACACAUUAUAUAACUAUAGCCAGGUGGUGGCGCCACCCCCAGACGGACUACAACUACAAGUCCCGUCAACCACAGCCCUCCCCGACAGACUGUCCCAGCUGGUCUCCACCAUGCCCUCCCUCCCCGCCGAGGCCAUCUCCAGCCUCCUGAGCAUGGUACAACAACCGGUGCUGCCGCCGCUCGGAGCGGUUUCCGUCGUCCCGCCGCGACACGCGUCCAUCUUCGCCGCGCACUGGGAACAGCUGGCGGAGGAGCUGCUGACGACAAACCGCAGAGUCACCAACCAGGAGCACGAAGGUUUCGUCUUGGAUCUCCAUGCUGAGAAGCUCCCACCAUGUGAUGAUCAGUUCCGUCUGGAUCAACAUUGGUGGAGCAUCAUGGAGCUGGGCAGCGGCAGGUUCGGAACUGUAUACCUCAGCUGCCUGGCGUCGGAGGAGCAGGAGUUUCACUUUGCUGCUAAGAAGGUUUAA